CUUCCACCUAGAUUUUUAUAGAGCAUACAAACUGUGCUAGUUGAAUGGAUUUCUGGGUCCUUUAGCUAUGAAACAUGACAUGAGGAAGUUACAAUUAGAGGAAGUUUGCAGGUGAUGAAUCCUCUUCCUUCUACGGAGGGUUGCGUGAGAAACGCACUAGAAAAGUAAACUCCAAAGCACUUGCUUGAGUGCGUGCCCACCUCCCCUGAUCCACCUUUCAUGCACUUUCCCUCACUUUUCCGCAAAGGAAAAUAUUUUGAAUCCAAAAUCCAACAAAUCAGUUAAUACUAGAAGACUUGAAUUCCCAUAGACCAAACAAAACAAUCCUCUCCGACUCUCUCAAUUCACUUUCACAAAGCCAAAAGAUGGCAUCAAACAACAAAUCCAAAAAGCCACACAUCUCCUCUCACAGCAGCCUAUGUACCACUCUCUUCUUUAUUGUUCUCUUCUCCAUUCCAGCUCUGGUCCUCCUCCGCACUCCCACGGCCUCCCUCUGCAGCACUCUUGCAGCCAAACACGUCAAGCCAUGGUCCGGGGAUCUUCGCAAUGCUUUGUUUGCUUGGAACCGCCUUCCUUUUUCCCAAACCCCUCCAAUCAAGCUCAAGAUCGCUGUUUUCACCCGGAAAUGGCCAGUUGGCACCGUCCCUGGCGGCAUGGAACGCCAUGCCUACACUCUACACACCGCCCUUGCCCGCCGUGGCCAUCAAGUUCACAUCUUCACCUCUCCUAUGGACCAAAUUCAAACCUUAUCAGAUCAAGAGUCGCAGAACCUCCCACGCAUUCACUGCCAUGAAGGGGAGCCUGGAAGGUGGAGAUACAACAAGGCAUGGGAACAAUUCAACGAAGAGAACCAACGUGAAGCAUUUGAUAUAAUUCACUCGGAAAGUGUAGCACUUCCUCAUUGGCUCGCCAGUAAUGUUCCAAACCUUGCUGUGUCUUGGCAUGGAAUCGCUCUUGAGAGCUUACAAUCUGAUAUCUUCCAAGACUUGACCAGAAAACCUGAGGAGCCAAUCUCCCCUGCUUUCAACCAGAGCCUUCAAGGUGUCGUCCCGAAGGUGUUGAAUGAGAUAAGAUUCUUCAAGAACUACGCACACCAUGUAGCUAUAAGCGAUAGUUGUGGAGAGAUGUUGAGGGACUUUUAUCAAAUACCUGACAGGCGAGUUCAUGUGAUCCUCAAUGGAAUCGACGAUGAUAGUUUUGGUGAAGAUAGAGAAUUGGGUCUUGAUUUCAGGUCCAAAAUAGGUGUUCCAGAGAAUGCAAGUUUGGUUCUUGGUGUGGCUGGGAGAUUGGUGAAGGACAAAGGCCAUCCUCUGUUAUAUGAAGCUUUUUCAAUGCUCAUAUCGAAGCACCCAAAUGUUUACUUGGUCGUCGCGGGUUCAGGGCCGUGGCAGAGCAGAUACACUGAUCUGGGUCCUCAAGUUCUGGUUUUGGGGUCAAUGAGUCCAACGAAAUUGAGGGCAUUCUACAACUCAAUUGACAUAUUUGUGAAUCCAACACUUAGGCCACAGGGGCUCGAUCUCACUCUAAUGGAGGCAAUGAUGAGUGGGAAGCCAUUGAUGGCAUCAAGGUUUCCAAGUAUAAAAGGUACAAUUGUGGUUGAUGAUGAGCUUGGUUUCAUGUUUUCUCCAAAUGUCGAGUCAUUGUUGGAAGCACUGGAGAUGGUGGUGAGUGAAGGUUCAAAGAGGUUGGCACAGAGAGGCAAGGCUUGCAGGGAAUAUGCAGCUUCCAUGUUCACUGCUCAAAAGAUGGCUUUGGCAUAUGAGAGACUGUUUCUUUGCAUAAAAAAUGAGACAUUUUGUACCUAUCCUUGAUUAAUUAGGCUAACAUUUCACAACAUUUUCUUUAGAUCAAAAUUCGGCCAUUUUAGCUGUUGUAGAUUCUACAAAAUCAAGAAAUAAGAUAAAAGUUCGGUAUUGU
Tripterygium wilfordii is the source of this 1917-nucleotide messenger RNA. RefSeq names its product D-inositol 3-phosphate glycosyltransferase. Bases 366 to 1811 code for a protein of 481 amino acids. The record is from RefSeq and is a predicted model, not a curated record. Gene Ontology annotation, molecular function: glycosyltransferase activity. NCBI's taxonomy places the organism in Eukaryota, Viridiplantae, Streptophyta, Magnoliopsida, Celastrales, Celastraceae. The transcript has 2 exons.